GAUAUGGCUCUGUGGGAUUCGGAUAUUAGGUGGAACUAUUGAAGUCAUACAAUUUAUCGGGCUUUGAACAUAAAUUAAUAAACGUUGAUGAAGCUCGUAAACAUCGAUUUAUAGAGCUAGCCUUGUUGAUAUUUUAGUAAAUGGAUCUGUAUGAUGGCAUUGAUACGAGGGCGCGAUCAAGCCAGAUUGAUGGAUGGUCCUCGGGCAUAAAAAUGUUGCAGACCCAGCUGGCAGUAAAAAUGGCUGUCAAAAAACCACUCAUGACGCCAGUCGUCAAUCUAAGGGCCAAACGACCCGCAGAGCCAGAAGUUACAUGUUCAGCUCCAAUGACUACGGUUGUAUACAAAACUUUAAUAACUGGCAAAGCCCUUCCGCCCAUACCGGAAAGCGUUAAAAAGGGCGAUUGGGACGCUACUGAUGAAUACGACCCGCAAUGGCCAAAUGAAUAUGAAAAACUCAAGGAGAAAACUAAUGGCAGUGACAAAAACCGAGGUUUCGUUUGUGGAAGCGCGGCCGGAACUGAUCGCGAAGAGAAAGAAUUAGAUCGGAAACGUGGACGCGUCGGUCGUCGAGAAGUCUCAGCCCCUAAUCUGAAGAUUACCGGGUUUGGUCAGCGGCAACUCGAUGAUGACGUAUACUUGCCAUCUGCGAGCUCUGUAGCUAAACAGGGAGGUGCAACAAUUGCUCCCCCUCCGUCCCUCCAGGAAAUAUCAAUUGAUAGUGGUUGCGAAGUCACUAAUUCAAUACCAUAUUCUGCCAGUUCGGUAGCCGCCAAAAUUAUGGCUAAGUAUGGGUUUAAGGAUGGUCAGGGCCUCGGGAAAUCGGAGCAGGGUAUGGCCAUAGCCCUUCAAGUGGAGAAAACCUCCAAGCGUGGUGGACGGAUCAUACACGAAAAAGACGUUUUUCUGCCACCUAUGGCAUUGUCGCCACCUGCGGUUAGCUCUCAAAUAGGGCUAAUACCCGGUCACAAGGCCAUUCCUCCACCCCAGGUGGCGGGCACGGCGGAUGAGAGUGGCGAGACCGGGUCCAGCAUCACGGAGAUUAUGAAAUCACCAAGCAAGGUGGUUCUUCUACGUAACAUGGUAGGACCCGGGGACGUAGACGAAGAAUUGGAGCCUGAGGUAAAAGACGAAUGCAACACAAAGUACGGAGAAGUGAACAGCGUCAUUAUUCACGAAUCGUUUGGAACUGUGCCAGAAGAUGCGGUUAAAAUAUUCGUGGAAUUUAGACGCAUCGAAAGUGCCAUUAAAGCUGUAGUUGACCUGAAUGGGCGCUUUUUUGGAGGACGUCAAGUACGAGCAGGGUUUUACAACUAUGAUAAGUUUAAACGUUUUCAAUUGUAUUAACACUAAUACAAAUAAGAAGAGACGUUGACACUGCCUGACUGUUUUUCAGAAAUGAACUGGCAAUCCGGUUUUACUGAAGCGUUUAAACAAUUCGAUCUCAAUAAUUUUCAAAUGUCGACAUGACCAUGAUGAGGGAUUCGAGGAUUGAACAGUAGUCACUAGAACAUAUUUUCUACACAUAUUUUCAGCGAGUAAACGGAGAAAUACGGCAUCAUUGCGUUAAAGGGUGUUCAGACAUAAUCGUUAAUUGUAGAGUAAAAGGAUAUACUAGACUCCUUGAAAAGUAUGUAACAGGUAAAAGUAAACGCCAAGUCGAUCUGGGCAUUUCCGUAUGACCGCCUCGAUCUCAGAAAGCAAAAAAGAGAUUAAGCAUGCAGAGAAAUAGAAGCAGCACCCACACUUUUGAAAAAUUACCUUAUAUUUAUUAGUUUUCGUAUUCUUGUAAAUUUUGAUCGAUUUGACAAAAAAAUGUUACCGUGCCCACUAUAAUGCUCACGAGUCGUCCAAAAUUUCCACGCCCACACUUUUGAAAAACUAAAUUAAGUUUAUUUUUAAAA
This is a messenger RNA of Drosophila teissieri, 1903 nucleotides long. RefSeq names its product splicing factor 45 (gene Spf45). The coding region runs from base 141 to 1346 and encodes 401 amino acids. The transcript is spliced from 3 exons. The record is from RefSeq and is a predicted model, not a curated record. Gene Ontology annotation, biological process: mRNA cis splicing, via spliceosome; alternative mRNA splicing, via spliceosome. Gene Ontology annotation, cellular component: precatalytic spliceosome. NCBI's taxonomy places the organism in Eukaryota, Metazoa, Arthropoda, Insecta, Diptera, Drosophilidae. Gene Ontology annotation, molecular function: RNA binding.